GUGGCGCAGGAGGGCGCAGGCGGAGUCGGGGCCAUGGCGGAGAGCGACUGGGACACGGUCACGGUGCUGCGCAAGAAGGGCCCGAGCGCGGCCCAGGCCAAGUCCAAGCAGGCAGUCUUAGCAGCUCAGAGAAGAGGAGAAGAUGUGGAGACCUCCAAGAAAUGGGCAGCAGGUCAAAACAAACAGCAUUUUAUCACUAAGAAUACAGCCAAGCUGGACCGAGAGACAGAAGAGUUACACCAUGACAGAGUUUCCCUUGAGGUAGGCAAAGUCAUCCAGCAGGGUCGACAGAGCAAGGGCAUGACCCAAAAGGAUUUGGCCACAAAAAUCAAUGAAAAGCCACAAGUUAUUGCUGACUACGAAUCUGGAAGAGCAAUCCCCAAUAAUCAGGUUAUGGGCAAGAUCGAAAGGGCCAUCGGUCUUAAGCUACGUGGGAAGGAUAUUGGAAAACCACUCGAAGCUGGUCCAAAAGGGAAAUGAAAACAAAGCCUCGAAAUCAGUUUGUUCAGACUGAUCUCGUCUGGCUGGUUCUCCUUAACCACCAGAAUCUCUCUUCGUAUUGCCAAGCUGAACAAGAGGGUUUCAGACUUGCUUGGGGGGGAAAUCUGCAGAAUCUCUACCUGCUGUAAAAAGGCAAAUUUAAAGAAGCGAUUUUUCCUGAUUUUGUUUUUCCUUCCUCCUUUCCAGAGAUUGAGGAACUAAACCCAAAAAUACUGCAUCUAACUUCGCCAGAAAAAAAAUAUGCAUCUUGGUGUUUUAGAAGCAGCUACUGUUAAGACACUUGGGUGAUCUGAAGUGGGAUCAUUUAAUUGAAUCAGCUUUGGGGGUGGGUGGGAUAUUGUAACAAGUUUGGGAGAGGCGGGGGUUAGUCAUAUCUGUAAUGGAAAUGAGUGACUCUCAGUCACUGCAUCACAAUGACUCUUUGUUCCUUCCAGCCUGUUUUAAAGAGAUCUAUAAUAAAGUUUGUUACCCUUCA
Alligator mississippiensis (American alligator) is the source of this 976-nucleotide messenger RNA. RefSeq names its product endothelial differentiation related factor 1 (gene EDF1). Gene Ontology annotation, molecular function: DNA binding. Gene Ontology annotation, cellular component: nucleus. The coding region runs from base 34 to 480 and encodes 148 amino acids. Lineage: Eukaryota; Metazoa; Chordata; Crocodylia; Alligatoridae. The transcript is spliced from 5 exons. The record is from RefSeq and is a predicted model, not a curated record.